This is a messenger RNA of Catharus ustulatus (Swainson's thrush), 5571 nucleotides long. It is a transcript of the gene GRK7, whose product is annotated as G protein-coupled receptor kinase 7. The transcript has 4 exons. Lineage: Eukaryota; Metazoa; Chordata; Aves; Passeriformes; Turdidae. Gene Ontology annotation, cellular component: cytoplasm. Gene Ontology annotation, biological process: signal transduction; protein phosphorylation; regulation of signal transduction. Gene Ontology annotation, molecular function: rhodopsin kinase activity; ATP binding. The record is from RefSeq and is a predicted model, not a curated record. The coding region runs from base 2545 to 4371 and encodes 608 amino acids.
UUUGUUUGGUUUGUAGGUCAAUAUGGAAAGUACCAAACCCUGUUUUUAGCUCAUGUUACGUGCAUGGCAAGAGUAGCUGAGAAUUGCAGUUGUGGAAGAGUUUUCCCAAAGUGUCAGCUCACAGGGGUGUUGGCAUAAAUGAGGUAUUAGGAAAGUUAAUGUUGAAAUCAAAGCAGCUGAUAUUUUCGCGUAUCUGUUUGCAUAUUGUAUGUAUUUGUUGACCAGUAAUUGAGGUUCAUCUAGAACAUAAGGUAAUGAAUUUUAAGUCCUGUAUAUUUUCUCUGUGAUUUUGAGAUUAGCCUAAGUCCCUAAGUUCUAUGAGCUUUACAUCAGAGAACUUCUCCAAAUCAUACCCUGAUAUGCCCGAUGAGCACAAUUGUUAGUACAUCCCUGUGUUCAAUUCUGUAAUGCAAAAUAAAUCAUUUUUGCUUCUCACUCAAAUGUACUGUUUUAUGAGCAGGUAACACUACCUUAAAUAGCCAUUAUCAACUAAUAGAUUAAUGCUGAUCUGCUUUUCUCCAGUGUUUAAUAAACACUGAUCAGAUUUGGAUAAGUCAACAAGCAAAUCUCAAAAGUGACAGGAAUAAUGAGUAUAUGUUGAAUGAUCAUAUUGUUUGAUUUUGCUUUUCAUGGAAUUGUUAUUUUAGAGAAAAUGUAGGUUCCAUAGAAACUGGGAACGAUUCUAAUUAAUUGAGUAGAAUGGUCUUUGGAGCUGUAAAUGUGUAUCUUAUGCAGGUACCAUAAACAUCAGGUAUUUUCUCGAUUCACGUAGGCAUGAAUGUACCAAUAGCUGAGUAAGCUAUUGGUGUAAGCUUGAGUUCAGCCUUAGGGCCUCAGCUACCAGCCAUUUGUCCUGCUGCUCUUUGAGCUGUGGUGGAUAAUCUGGCCGAAUAUAAAAAAGACCCUACUGAAUUUUAGGAAAUUAAAAGUUUUAUUUAAAAAAAAAAAGCUGAAAGCAAAGCUUUAUUAUCUCCUUUCAGGCCUUUCUCUACCCAGGGUAUUAUAGGAAUGUGUUACUGUAGGCCCCAUUUUCAGGACAGCCACCAGCAGAAUUCCCCAUUUCUCCCAUUGGCUCUUUGCAGUGUUGCCCACACUGUUGGCUGCUCUAUUGAGCCCUUUAUGUAACCUUCUCCUGCCCUGUGCUUGCUCUCACCUGGCAGAACUGGCCAGGCUCUCAAGUGUUUGCCUUACAAUUCCCCCUGUGCUCAUGCACACAGUUUGCAAUGGAUGGCUCUCUCCAUCACUCCUGAAAAACACACCUCCAAGGAGUUUUGUACAGUGCAAGCAUGAGUUUUAUGUCAAAUUGGUUCAAUGUGGACAGAAUUAAGCGUGUAAAAACAAAAUACUGCAUGGUUGUAGAGUGGCAAAAAGCAGCCAAGAAGGGCUUAACAUUUACUAUAGGGAGUCUGAAAGGUGCCUGUUGUUACUCUUGAUGUUUAGUUUUUGUGAUUCAGCUCUUCAACUUGCUCUAAGAUUGUGAUAGAAGAAGAAAGAAACUUGACCUUGACCUCAGGGGUAUGGCUUGACCCCAGUGUUACUUCUUUUCUUUUUCUCAUAAUACCUUCCUUAUGUUUAAGUAAAGUUUUAACAGCCAAAUCACCUGACCCCACAGCAGAAGGGGGCUUAGCCUAGUGAGUGCCACACAGAAUUUUUAUUCUUUUGAAGGGAAAAAAAUGCCUUCUGGUAGGCAGCCAGCAAGUGAAGUCAGGUGGAAUUUGCCUUCACUUGAUUAUAAUCAGCUUUGUCCCUUUGUUGAUGUCACCUCAGCUAUAUGCUGUUGCCACCUUCUCAUCCGACCACUUUCUGUCUUAAAGCUCAGCAGGGAAAAUAAACUGAGGCCAAAACAACAUAUGGAAGUGUCUUGGCAAGAUCUGGCUGUUCAUUUGAAGUGUUUCUCUUUUUUCUGUGGGUAGGAGAUGAAGUCAGACCUGUUUUGUUUUGUAGAUAAGGAUCAUUAUUUUUAGACGGGCGACAGUUCUUAACCUCUGCAUGUAAUCUGCUCAGACAGAGCCACGCAAGGCGGCAGGUUUGCAUGAACUGUCUGUGAGGCUCAGUCACUGAUGUUGAGUAUACCCUGAGUUUUGGAGGUGUGAAUGCUCAAAGCACUGAAUUAUGUGGUAAUUUAAAGCUCAACAUCUCAUGUUCAUCUGCAUCAAAAUCUUUUAGGCAUGGCAGAUUUGUGAUAAAAGCUUUUCAUAAAACCAGUUGUUGGUCUGCUGGUGUUCAAUGUCAACUGGGGGAGAUCCAGGCCUGUCUUGCUGAAAUGCCCCUGAGUUGAAGAGUGCAUGUAUUGCAGACAGGAAUCUCUGCAUGUUCCCAGCAGCCAGGGACAGUUGCAUGCUGAGGGAAUCUUGGUACGUUUAAAGGUUAUAUCAGGGCCCAUUCUGAAAAACACCAGCUGAACCAUGUGCGUUUGGUACUGCCAGUGGGAAGGUUUGCCUAGGAUGUCAUCCCUCAGCUAUACAUAGUAAACUCAAAGCUUCUUACAGAGAAACCUCUUACCAGUCACUUUCCACAAAUGGUGCCUAUACCUAAAGGUACUUAAUGAAAAUCCUUGAGAGGUAUUUAAUGCAAAAGCAGUUAGUCUCUCUGGUGUUUUUCAGAAGCCCUCACAUACCAUCAGCAGGGAGAAGUGCAGUGCAGCUACAGCACAGCUCCUGGGGCAGUUACUCAUUUUGUCUGAACCAGGCUCUGCCACCUCAAGGACUUGACAAGAUGUGUGACCUGGGGGGGCUCGACAACCUGAUUGCCAACACUGCCUACCUGCAGGCAAGGAAGAGUGGAGAUGGAGACACGAGGGAAAUGCAAAAGAGGCGUAGGAGCCUCUCGCUGCCCAAGAUUGAUGAGUGCAAAGAGCACAGAGAGUCUGUUGCUGGUGAUUAUGAUAACAUCUGUGAACAGCAGCCCAUUGGCAAGAGAUUCUUCAGAGAAUUCUUAGAGACAGUGCCAGAAUAUUUGGUAGGUAGGGACUUCCUGGAUGAGGUGUCAAACUGGGAGUUGGCAGAUGACAAUGCCAAGAACAGUAUCAUGGAGAAUAUUUUCACCAAUUUUCUUAAGGAAGGCGCUAAAAACUAUCUGUCUUUCAUGAGCUCUGACUUGGUCAGCAAAUGCAAAGCAGCUACUGCAAAAGACUAUGAGAACAUCAUGCAGCUGGCCAAGGAGGAAACCAAAGGCUUCUUUAAAGACAAGCCCUUCCGGGACUUUAUGAACAGCCCCUUCUAUGACAAAUUCAUCCAGUGGAAAGUGUUUGAGAAGCAACCAGUAACUGAAAAAUAUUUCUCUGAGUUCCGAGUGCUGGGCAAAGGUGGCUUUGGAGAGGUUUGUGCCAUCCAGGUCAAAAAUACUGGCAAGAUGUAUGCCUGCAAAAAGCUGGAUAAGAAAAGGUUGAAAAAGAAAUGUGGAGAGAAGAUGGCACUGCUGGAGAAAGAGAUCCUGGAGAAGGUCAACAGCCCUUUCAUAGUCACACUGGCUUACGCCUACGAGACCAAAACCCACCUGUGUCUUGUUAUGAGCCUCAUGAAUGGAGGGGAUCUGAAAUAUCACAUCUACAAUGUGGGAGAAAGGGGUUUGGAAAUGAAAAGGAUCAUCUUUUACUCAGCGCAGAUCACCUGUGGGAUUCUGCAUCUGCAUUCCAUCAAAAUUUUGUACCGGGAUAUGAAACCAGAGAAUGUCCUCCUGGAUGAUAAUGGGAAUUGCAGACUGUCUGAUCUUGGAUUGGCAGUGAAAGUCAGAGAGGGAAAAAGCAUCACCCAGAGGGCUGGGACAAAUGGUUACAUGGCUCCAGAAAUCCUGAAGGAAGAGGACUACAGCUAUCCCGUGGACUGGUUUGCUAUGGGGUGUUCUAUUUAUGAGAUGGUUGCUGGGCGAACACCAUUCAAGGAUUUCAAAGAAAAGGUCGAUAAGGAUGAGGUUAAAAGAAGAACUCUGGAAGAUGAGGUGAAAUUUGAACAUGCCGGCUUUACAGAGGAAGCAAAAGAUAUUUGCAGGCUGUUUUUGGCUAAGAAAAAAGAGGACCGUUUAGGAAGCAGGAAUGAAGAUGAUGACCCAAGAAAACACAGCUUCUUCAAAACAAUAAAUUUCCACAGGUUAGAGGCAAACCUUGUUGACCCUCCAUUUGUGCCAGAUCCAUCAGUUGUCUAUGCCAAAGACAUUGCAGACAUUGCUGACUUCUCUGAAAUACGAGGAAUUGAGUUUGAUGACAAAGACAAGAAAUUCUUCAAAAAGUUUGCGACAGGUGCUGUCCCUAUACCCUGGCAGGAAGAAGUCAUUGAAACAGGACUGUUCGAUGAACUGAAUGAUCCCAACAGAGUAGUUACUGGAGGUUAUGCAAACGGAGGGGAAGCUAAGUCAGGAGUUUGUUUGUUGUUGUAAUUAUAUCAUUACCAUAAAGAGUAGAAGCCACCUCAGAACUUUCCAUAUUCUGACUCUGUUUCAGAAAAUCAGUACACCUGUUUGAGAAGAGCCAGCCAGUGAAAUGUGACAUUGACAGCCUAUGUAGAGUCACCAGCUGAAUAGACUGUAUUGUUUUCCUUUGCUCUAAGAAAGAAGGUAUUUUUGUGUUACUGGAGAUGUAUCAAAUGAAGAACCAUAUUUCUCUAAGAAGCUUAGAAUAGAAUACUGAAAUACAAAAAUCAAUGAUAGAGCGAAGAGACAACAGCUUUUGAAAGUAACUGAUUACUGUUUUGAAUACAAUGAUUCAUUGGUUUUCUCUCUUUUUUCUUGUUAUUUCUUCUAACAUUUCCUUUUUGUUCUACAGUUUUCAGGAAGGAUUUUUUAAUUUUCAAGUAAUCUCAGUCAUUGGAGCUCAUAUACCCUUGUCAAACUUGGAAUCUUUUUGGUAGCCAGUCUGUCUGUUAAAUUCUGUUAGUUUUUGGGUGGUUUAUUGUAAUAUGUUCAAAUUGUCAUAAGAUAUAAAGGAAACUCUACAUAUCACUUGGAAAUAAGAACAACAGGAUCAAACUCUUUGCAAAAGUGAUUUUAAUGGAGUGAAGAUAAGAUUGCACCAAUUUAAUGGAAUAAAGCAUUUAUUUAUUAUAAUUAAGUGUAUUCUUAUAAGUGAUAAUAAUAUAUACAAAGAAGAUGUAUUUAAAAGUAAAUACACAUUCUUUUUGGCAAUUUUAAACUUAUAUCAGAUUUCCUCAAUUUUUUUCUUUGUUUUGGUGAUAAAUUAAGCUACAGAUAGAGCAAAGAAAUUUAUAAUUGACUUUUUACAAGACAUUUAUUUCAGUGUAAUAUAGAUUUUAAUUCAAGUUGUAAAAUGCAUUAUACUAUUAAGUCCUGUAAUGGUGCAAAAGGCUAUGUGUGCAAGUGGAAACUAUCUACUAAUGUUUAUUGGUUCUCAUGCAAAUUUUCAAGUGUUUUUAUUUUUCAAUUUGAAUUACUUGGGAAUAUUGCUAUGAAUACUUGCUAGUGGUAAAGUUUAUUACUCAUGAGAUGCCUCCUGCUGAUUUUCUGUGAUAAGAAAAUAGGCACUUGUUCUUUACACAACUUAUAAAACUGAUCCUUCACAUGCUGGUCACUGUCAUCUCUCCAUAAUUUCCAUUGAUUAAAGUGCAAGUGGAAACUGCUUCA